Erythranthe guttata (spotted monkey flower) is the source of this 2521-nucleotide messenger RNA. RefSeq names its product Phosphoribulokinase / Uridine kinase family. Lineage: Eukaryota; Viridiplantae; Streptophyta; Magnoliopsida; Lamiales; Phrymaceae. The record is from RefSeq and is a predicted model, not a curated record. Gene Ontology annotation, molecular function: ATP binding; kinase activity.
CUCUACCAUCAACACACACACGUGUCGAUAUCUCAAGAAUUCCCAUUUCCCGAAAAAGUCCCAGAAAUAAAAAAUAAAAAGCUAAAACAUCCCUGUUUCCCCAAGCAACAUUUAGAGAUCUUCUCUUUGAAUAAUAAAUUAAUUAAAUAAUAAAUUAAAAAAAAUAAAAUAUAUAAAAGAAAAAUCAAGAAAACAAGAAACAAAAAAAAAAGAGCUUCUACUGUAUUCUUUUUUGCUUGGGCUGAACCCCACUUGGUUUGUAAGUUGUAACCGAAAAACAGAGUAUCAAGCAAAGAGAGCAUAAUGUCGAAAGACACUUACAACGACGAGUCGAGUCACCGAAAAACCGGUCUUUUGAAGGAUCAAGUUAAAUUGGUUAAAAAGAAGGACUCGAACCGGUACGAGAUUUCCCCCAUUCCGAACGAAUUGUCGUUUGAGAAAGGCUUCUUUGCUACAGUGCGUGCAUGCCAGCUGUUGACUCAGAAAAACGAGGGUCUUGUAUUGAUAGGUGUAGCGGGGCCCUCUGGUGCCGGAAAGACCAUAUUUACCGAGAAGAUAGUCAACUUUAUGCCGAGCAUUGCCGUUAUUUCAAUGGACAAUUACAACGAUGCUAGUCGAAUUAUCGAUGGCAACUUUGACGAUCCAAGAUUAACGGAUUACGAUACUUUGUUGAAAAAUAUUAACGACCUCAAAGAAGGGAAGCAGGUUGAUAUUCCGAUAUACGACUUCAAAUCCAGCUCACGCACCGGAUACAGGACACUUGAAGUACCGAGCUCGCGAAUUGUGAUAAUCGAAGGAAUCUAUGCUUUAAGUGAAAAGUUACGUCCUUUACUUGAUCUACGGGUAUCCGUGACAGGUGGCGUUCACUUUGAUCUCGUUAAACGGGUUUUACGUGACAUCAAUAGAGCUGAUCAAGAACCAGAAGAAAUAAUACAUCAAAUAUCGGAAACAGUGUAUCCGAUGUACAAGGCUUUUAUCGAGCCUGACCUGGACACCGCACAUAUAAAAAUCGGCAACAAAUUUAACCCGUUUACUGGUUUUCAGUCCCCUACUUAUAUUCUUAAGUCACUGAAGAGUGUACCCGUGGAGCAAAUCAAAUCUGUCAUGUCUGAAGAACACACAGAAUGUACAGAAGAGACGUACGACAUAUUUCUUCUACCGCCCGGUGAAGAUCCAGAGACAUGUCAAUCUUAUCUUAGGAUGCGUAAUAAAGACGGGAAAUAUAAUCUCAUGUUUGAGGAAUGGGUGACCGAUACUCCGUUUGUGAUAUCUCCGAGAAUAACUUUCGAAGUUAGUGUGCGUCUACUCGGUGGAUUAAUGGCAUUGGGAUACACUAUAGCAGCCAUACUUAAAAGAAGUAGCCAUAUUUUCGGCGACGAAAAAGUCUGCGUAAAAAUCGACUGGCUCGAGCAGUUAAACCGUAAUUAUAUUCAGGUUCAAGGUAGAGAUAGGCUUGUAGUAAAAUCCGUUGCCGAGCAACUGGGAUUGGACGGUUCAUAUGUUCCGAGAACUUAUAUCGAACAAAUACAGUUGGAGAAAAUUGUGAAUGAUAUGAUGGUAAUGCCAGAUGAUUUGAAAAACAAGCUUAGCAUAGACGACGAUUUUGCCUCGAGUCCAAAGGAAGCGCUUUCCCGAGCCUCUGCAUUAGCCAGAAUCAAGAACCUUAGAAGUGGCAUGUCGCAAUCGUAUACAACAAACCGGGACAAAAACCUGUCGAAGAUGAACAGGAGAUUCGACGACCAUACAGCAGAUUCACCUGCAAUUUUAGCAAAUCAGGGAGCUGUGACACAGCUUUCGGAGCAAAUUUCUACAUUAAACGAGCGUAUGGAUGAUUUUACGUCACGCAUCGAAGAGCUAAAUUCCAAGUUAACGAGCAAAAACGGUUCUCCUAAUUCACAAAGCAUAGGAUUGCAAGCUGAAGCCUGUAACGGGUCGGCCCCAACUUCUUACUUCAUAUCCGGAUUAGGAAACGGAUCCUUAACCGGGUCGAUGCUGCCUAAUUCAUCGUCUUCUUCCCAAUUAGCAAAGGAUUCAUCUUUGACCGAAGAGCUGUCGAGUAUAUCGCGAGGGCAGCGCCAAGUUAUGCACCAGCUGGACAAUCUGAACAAUCUCUUACGAGAAAAUAUGGGGGAUAAAUCGGUUCGUGACAGAAGAAAGAAACGAAGUGGGAUUGCUGAAAACGAUACGAAUAGAAAUGCGGUGAUUUUAUUAGCAUCGUUAGCAGUUGGUGGGUUGGGAAUUUUUUUGUUCAAGGGUGUAUUGUCCCGAAAUUGAGCUUAAAUUUAUUAGGUACGUAAGAUUUAAUAUUCGUAGGCCGGAAAAGAAAAGAAAAACGAUUAUUUAGCGAGGGGGCGGCCCCCCCCUUGUGAUCGGGAAUUUAGACUUUUUGCAUGGAGUUAUUGAUCUGUGCUGCUUCUGAGGUUUUAGGAGGCAAAGUAUACCUCUAUGAGGUGUAUUUUAACAAAUUUUGUAGUUUUUUUUAUUUAUUUAUUUUAAUAAUUAGAAUUUAUGCAUUUUGUCA